AUGUCAAAGGAGAUCGUUGAACGAAUUCGUAACCAGUGGGACUUUGCGGAGUACAGCGAGCUGGAACUGCACACCAUAUGCGGCAUCAUCGAGGUUAAUGCGUUCGAGGUGGGCCAGGAACCGACCAAAGCCCGUGCACUCUUCCCCGAGGCGUACCUACUGAUGCACGACUGUACACCGAACACUGGCCACACGGAUGCACCUCAAACGCACCACCUUACCGUGCGGGUGCUGCGGGACGUUAAGGCGGGUGAGCCACUCACCCAAACCUACGCUCACAUCCUGCAGGGUACGCUCAAGCGCAGACAGCACCUGAGGGAGGAAAAGUUCUUCUCGUGCAACUGUCACCGCUGCACCGAUCCGUCCGAGCUGGGCACGAACUGUAGCUUGUCUAUGAUAAGAUGA
Molecule: messenger RNA, 405 nt
Organism: Anopheles coluzzii
Lineage: Eukaryota; Metazoa; Arthropoda; Insecta; Diptera; Culicidae
Product: SET domain-containing protein SmydA-8-like
Exons: 2
Coding region: 1-405 (134 amino acids)
Molecular function (GO): protein binding
Source: RefSeq, a predicted model, not a curated record